Messenger RNA from Linum tenue, 738 nucleotides. Lineage: Eukaryota; Viridiplantae; Streptophyta; Magnoliopsida; Malpighiales; Linaceae. The record is from the annotation of a GenBank genome assembly.
AUGAUGGAUGAUGCUAGUGGUUUGGUGGCGGGCGUGACAAAUGAAGAGAAUGCCAAUAUUUUUAAAAGAAAGUCUGGUGAUAUAGGUUGGGAGUAUGGAAGAUUGGUGGAUCCCAAUAACAAGGAGAAAGUGCGGUGUAAUUUUUGUGGCCAUGAGAGUACUGGAGGUAUCAAUCGCUUCAAGCAUCAUAUUGCCCAAGAUUCAAGUAAGGUGCUUAAAUGCAAGAAAGCACCACCAGAAGCUAAAGAAGCAUGCUUGAAAGCCUUUGAGAAUACAUCAAAAAAGAAGAAAGAAAAGAUUCUUCGUGAACAAGAGUUGAGAGAUGAUGUAAUUGUUUCCUCUGGUCAACAGGAUGAAGAAAUGACUUGUGUUGGUAGUUCAGAACCUCACAAAUUAGGACCUAUGGAUAAGUGGGCACGUUCUAUUGAUCCUAAGUUGUUUUCAGUUAAUUUAAAUUUCAACUUGUGCUUUUAUUUUACAGCUAUACCGUUCAAUGCAAUUGAUAAUGAUGAGUUCAAGCAAAUGUGUGAGGCUGUUGAUCAGUUUGGCCCGGGAUUUGUGCCUCCUACUCAUUAUGAUUUUCGAGAGCCUUUACUGAAAUCAGAAUAUACAAGAACAAAAAGCUUGUUUAGUGAUCGUGAUGAUGAGAAGAUGAGGAACGGUUGCUCCAUUAUGACCGAUGCAUGGACAGACACGAAGAGAGGAAGCAUAAAAGAACAUGGUCACACAUUAUGCUGA